AGGAGGGAGGCGGGAGGCAGCGCGGCCGCCGCCGCCCCGCGGGUGAAGUCCGGUGCGCGCCGGGCCGCCGCGGUCGCCGUUUCCAGCAUGCUCCAAAGAUGGCGGUAGCGGCGGCGGCGGCGGGCGGCGGGCGGGCGCAGCGCAGCGGCUGGCUGGAAGUUUUGGUGCGGGAGCGCUGGCACAAAGUGCUGGCCAACUUGGGCGGCGAGGCGCUGGUGCUGAGCGGCGAGGAGCGCCCCGACGGCGCGGCGCACAACGGCCUGGGCGGCGAUGGGGCGGCGGCGGCGAGCCGCGGGGCCGAGGGCGGCGGCGGCUCCGUGCGCACCGCCUUCACCGACCCCCCCGAGCAGGUGCCCGAGGCCGUCUCCAACAAGAAGCGGUGCGUGAAGGUGCUGAAGCAGGAGCUGGGCGGGCUGGGCAUCAGCAUCAAGGGGGGCAAGGAGAACAAGAUGCCCAUCCUCAUCAGCAAGAUCUUCAAGGGGCUGGCGGCCGACCAGACCCAGGCCCUCUACGUGGGCGACGCCAUCCUGGCCGUCAACGGCACCGACCUGCGCGACGCCACCCACGACGAGGCGGUGCAGGCGCUCAAGCGGGCCGGCAAGGAGGUGCUGCUGGAAGUGAAAUAUAUGAGAGAAGCAACACCCUACGUGAAGAAAGGUUCCCCUGUUUCAGAAAUUGGAUGGGAGACGCCUCCCCCCGAAUCUCCUCGGUUGGGCUGUGCAUCUUCUGACCCACUGUCGCAGCUCUCUCUCUCCAUCCACAGAGACAAAAAAACAAUCCCGCUCAAGAUGUGCUACGUGACACGCAACAUGAUGCUGUCAGACCCCGAGAACAGACUCAUUGAAGUUCAUUCACCUGAUGCCAAGCACACCGUGGUUCUAAGGAGUAAGGAUUCGGCUACAGCCCAGGCCUGGUUCAAUGCCAUCCACUCCAGUGUCAAUGAUCUCAUCCCCAGGGUGAUUGCAGAGGUCAGAGACCAGCUGGGUAAAACAGGGAUUGCUGGAAGUCGAGAGAUUAGGCAUCUAGGCUGGCUUGCAGAAAAGGUGCCAGGAGACAACGAGAAGCACUGGAAGCCCGUGCUAGUUGUCUUGACUGAGAAAGACCUUUUAAUAUAUGAGAGCAUGCCGCGAAUGAAGGAAGCUUGGUUCAACCCUCUGCACACCUACCCCCUGCUAGCAACCAGGUUGGUCCAUUCUGGCCCAGGAAAAGGCUCACCACAGUCUGGGGUGGAUUUGUCUUUCGCAACCCGUACUGGUACAAGGCAAGGGAUUGAAACCCACCUUUUCCGGACGGAGACUAGCAGAGACCUCUCACUGUGGACGAGGAGCGUUGUACAGGGCUGUCACAAUUCUGCAGAGCUCAUCACAGAAAUCACAACAUCUUGCACAUAUAAAAGCCAGGAGUGCCGUUUGACCAUCCAUUAUGAACAUGGAUUCUCUCUUACAACUGAACCACAAGAUGGUGCCUUCUCUAAGACAAUUGCACAAUAUCCCUAUGAAAAACUAAAAAUGUCCUCAGAUGAUGGGAUUAGGAUGCUUUAUUUAGACUUUGGAGGAAAGGAUGGAGAAAUUCAACUGGACCUUCAUUCCUGUCCAAAGCCAAUUGUGUUCAUCAUUCAUUCCUUCCUGUCAGCUAAGAUUACAAGACUUGGUUUGGUGGCAUAAGUGGGAUACACUGUUUCCUCUAAGAAAAGUGGAGCAACCAUGCUAAUCGGAAGUACAGUCAACAUUAGAAACCUGUAACAGCUAGCAGCGUACAUGAGACCGGAGUUCAGUGCUGGGCCUUGGUAAUGUCUGGCAGUCUUCCAAGGCCCAGCUUUCAUUUUGAUCAGCUAAAGAGAUGAUGAAAGAGAUGACGUGAAAAGGAAAACAAUGGAUUUCAUUGUAAAUAACAGGAUUUUUAAAUCCCAUACUGGACAGCAGAAGAGUAUAGUACUUACUAUAUGUGUAAAAGUUUCAGAUUCAUAAAUUGUGCCUAUUUCAGUGUAUUUGUUUAUAUAGAAUAAGUAAAGGGCUAAGCAGAUAAGAGUGGGCACCUGGUUGUAAUGCAAGAUCAAGGUUGCUUGAGAAGUUCUAUAAACAAGAUUGUCCCACCACCAAAAACUCAUGUAUUUUUUUUUCUGUUCUAACCUGUGCACCAUUUAAAUAAAAUUUUUGGCGGGGAUCAGAACCUGUUGCUUGAAUACCCAGCAGAGCAUGCAAAUACGCAUCUUUGAAUAGGAUGCUCUAAAGCAAUACAGAGGUGGUCAGUGAAGAGCUCUGGGGGAGGCGGGGGCGUCCCCUGCUGAGGGGCACUUUCAGAUUAACUGAUAGGACAUCCUGUGCACGUUCCUAGAGAUGAACCCCAAACAAGAGCUGUAGGAAUGUAGCUAGGGCCAGUCUGUCAGUGAGAACAGAGCACAACAGGGUAGGGUAGGCACAUCCUUCACUGAUGAGCACACAGGACAUAUUUUUCAUAGUCCCGUUCCAGAAGGGGUCAAAUAACUUUGAGCUUCAGCUACCCAGGAUCCCAGGCUUAGUUAAAAGUCAGAUGAAUCAUUUUGAAAUGUGACGUAAGCUUCUGACAGCACAUUUCCACUUCAGUGUUUUCCAAGAGAAAGUCAGGCUAAGAGCUUCCUGGCCUCUGACCCCCACCCCACUUCAUCAGCUCUGCUGAUUCUGCUUGUAGAGUUAGCUGUCAAUCAAAUGAUCUUGAUUGAAGAACAAAUUUGGGGAAUGAGGAAGACUUCUUUUUUUAAAGUUUUCUAAAUUUGAACAGAAAAAUUACUCAAGCAGCUCCACAACACUGAGAAAACGCACAGGAGCAAGAACACAAAGCUUUACUGCCAGAAAAGCCUUAAUGCGAAACUGCGCCUGCGAGAGUGACUUGGAGCUUAGACCUUUUACCUGCUGCUAAAUCAGCUACAUUAAGGAACUUAUUAAGAAAGACUUCAUUUUUUUAGUUUAAGUUAACCUUAAGUGCAUUCAGGUGUGAGUCUAGAUGCAUUCCUUGCUGGCAAAACUUGUUUAAGAUGUUGACCCCUGUACCCAUAACUUAUUAUUUCCUGUUCUGCACCACACUCUGUUGGUUUAAGUCAAUACAUGGGACUCACUAAGUCAGCCUGGUUCACAGUUACAGUGGGGACAAAGGGGGCAGCAAGGCAGGAAUGCUGGAAACUGCCUUCACCAUCAAAGAUGAUACACGUAAGCUGCACCUGGAAAUACUCAAUUGGCCUAACAUGGUUGGGUAGGAAGAAAGAGAAAUAGAAUAUGGACUGCAUUGAUAUUGCUCUUAAGUUGUAUGCAGAACUGCUUCAUGUAGUGGGGUUUUUUUGGUUUGCUUUUAAAGUUUUGCCCUAAAUUCACACUUGGAAGGACAGGAACUGUAUAGGAAGUAAUAAAUCAGAAGUUCACAGAAGUUCACUUGUAGUAGUGCAGCGCUUUCAUACUUGAGAAAGCCAGUAAGUUUCAAGUUAAUGUCACUUGGCUGGCAAAGAAAAUUAAAAACACAGUAUGGGUUCCAUGUUGUUUUUAAGCUAAGUCUUGAGAGUUAAUAGUAAGUCAAACUGUUUAUUCACAUUGUAGGAAUUAAUUUCUGGUGUCAUAGGUAUCUAAAUCAUCAAAACUACUUAAAAGUUUAAGAUGAUAGGCUGAAUUCACAAAUACUGAAAAUAAUCAUUUUAGGACAGUAGCUAAAUUGACAUUGGGAGUAGCAGCCCCACUUACAACACCUCCCUGCAAUCAAAAAAAGAGUCAGAAAGAUGAUUUAUGGAGCUGGGAACUUCCGUUUUUUACUGUCACGGUACUUGCAGUUAAAAUUUAAUUCCUUGUCUAAAUUCACAAGUUAGGAGGUAUGUUACAUACCUUACCAAUAAUUUCCAAAAUGUACAUUUCACAUGUAGCUAUCACUACCAGUCACAUAACCUGCUGCAGCAAUUAGUUGGCUGUCCUUCGCUUUGGAAGCUUCUGGGAUAAGAAGCUGUGGUGUAGUUGAUACGUCGCGGGAGCAGGUCUUUGAGUACAGACUCAAAGAUCCCACUGUAAAGUGGUGUGGGCAGUUCUUAGAAAGUGUGUUUCAGGACACUGUGUGCAAACUGUUUUAUUGAUGUUCCAAAGUAUCACUUAAAAAUUUGGACCCAGAUUCCUAUAGACGUUCCAGAAGUAAAAGUGAGAACUUACGCACUGUAGGGUAGGUUAAAUACAUCUGUAAACUGUACUGCACUAUUUCCUUAUUCCUUUAACACUUAAAAAUCACUGGAAUGUUAUACUUAAUAUGUAUGUGCAUUGUAAAUACUACAAAUUCCUAUAUUAGUACAAACAUUUAAAUUACACAGUAUGUAAUCUAAGGUGCUCAGUACUAUAUGAAGUUUAAGUGAAUAACUAAACAGUUUGCAAAGAAAGUUCAUAUUAUAUAUUUAUAGAAAAAAUAUGAUAAUUACAGAUGCUAUUUCUUCAUUUUCAGAUUUUGGACUGAUUCAUAUUUAGAUGGGAUAGACACAUGAAAUAUGGACCUACUCCACAUUUAUAAGAGUAUAGUGAAUAUUUAUAUUUUAGAGGAAAAGAAUAUAUUUAAUAAAGUCAUUUAUUGGA
Messenger RNA from Dromaius novaehollandiae (emu), 4568 nucleotides. RefSeq names its product syntrophin beta 1 (gene SNTB1). The record is from RefSeq and is a predicted model, not a curated record. The transcript has 7 exons. Gene Ontology annotation, molecular function: structural molecule activity; protein binding. NCBI's taxonomy places the organism in Eukaryota, Metazoa, Chordata, Aves, Casuariiformes, Dromaiidae. Gene Ontology annotation, cellular component: synapse; dystrophin-associated glycoprotein complex; intracellular anatomical structure. The coding region runs from base 99 to 1664 and encodes 521 amino acids.